AUGAUAUAUUCAUCAUCAUUUGUAUUUGGUGCUGAUGAAUUCGAAGAUUAUCGCUGCAGAUGUGUUUGUCCAUCAUUAACUGUUUUACAAGAUCCAUCAGUAAAUGAAACAAAUCGUCGUGUUUAUAUUGAUGUUGUUCCAGCAGAUAAUUGUACAUGUUAUCGUGUUGUAUUUCAUACUGUAAAAGCAACACAAAAUUUUCAAGAUCGUUUUUGUCCAAGAUGUGUUUGUAAUUAUGAAGUACGAAAUACAACAACUAUGAAAGUUGUUGUUAUUAUUAUAAUGAUUGCUAUAUCAUUUUUAUUUAUUUAUAUGGCAUUUUUACUUUGUCUUGAUCCAAUAAUGAAUCGAAGUAAAAAACCAACAACAACUACAACUCGAAAACCAAGACAAGAUGAAAGACAAAUAAGUGAUUCUCCAAUAAAUAAUGCAACACAAGAAUGUGUAUUUAGUGAACCAAUUGACGGUGGAUUACAACGUAAUCGACGUUCAUCAGUUGUAUUGCAUUUAGUUUCACAUGAACAAUCAAAAUGGAGAAAACAAGUUCAACAACAACAACAAUCAGUAUAUAAUAAACAUGAAUUGCUCAAUUGA
Rotaria sp. Silwood1 is the source of this 594-nucleotide messenger RNA. NCBI's taxonomy places the organism in Eukaryota, Metazoa, Rotifera, Eurotatoria, Philodinida, Philodinidae. The record is from the annotation of a GenBank genome assembly.